This is a messenger RNA of Phoenix dactylifera (date palm), 1143 nucleotides long. Its product is annotated as GDSL esterase/lipase WDL1-like. The record is from RefSeq and is a predicted model, not a curated record. Lineage: Eukaryota; Viridiplantae; Streptophyta; Magnoliopsida; Arecales; Arecaceae.
UGCAUCCCAAAAAGUGGCGACUCCCCAUCUGGAAGAGAAAGGGGAGGGAUGGUGGGGCCGGAGCGGCCGUCGUUCGUUCUCUUCGGUUCCUCGAUCGUCCAGUACAGCUUCAGCAACGAGGGAUGGGGAGGUAUCCUCGCCGACAUCUACGCCCGCAAGGCUGAUAUUUUGCUGCGAGGAUAUGCUGGUUGGAACUCUAGACGUGCUCUCCAAGUGAUUGACAAAAUCUUUCCCAAGGAUGCAGCCGUGCACCCUUCAUUGGUAAUAGUUUACUUUGGCGGCAAUGACUCAAUGGGACCUCAUCCAUCUGGCCUAGGUCCUCAUGUACCACUUCCAGAAUAUAUCGAAAACAUGAGUAGGAUUGCGAAACACCUCAAGAGUCUAUCUGAAAAAACACGCAUUAUUUUCCUCAGUUGCCCUCCUAUGAGUGAGGAAAUGCUUCGCCAGUCAACAAGUCCCAUUCUAAGAGAACUAGCGCGGAAAAAUGAGACCUGCCGAGAAUAUUCUGAAGCUUGUAUACAAGUGUGUAAAGAUAUGGACCUGAAGGUUAUUGAUCUUUGGACUGCCAUGCAGAAGCGGGAUGACUGGGCUACUGUCUGCUUUACUGAUGGCAUUCACUUUUCCCCUGAAGGAAGCAAGAUAGUAGCCGCAGAGAUACUGAAGGUCCUCAAAGAAGCUGAGUGGGAGCCUUCACUACACUGGACAUCCUUGCCAACUGAGUUUGGGGAGGAUUCACCUUACAAUCCUGUAACUGCUGAUGGAACAUCCACCAUCAACCCUUCUGAGUGGACAUUUUACCGGAAAAUACAAUGGGACUAAGGUAUUCUGUUGGUACUCAACCAAUUUGGCGUUGAUGUGUGGUUAUUAUGUAAGAUCUCAUUGAGUGGUAGAAAGCACACCAGGCAAUUGUUAUUCCCUUGGAGCUCUUCUAGCCUAAUAUGGUAUUUGUUGUAGUGCUUGAGCCAGGGAUAUUUGACGGACAUGAAUAAUAUUUCUCCAGGCUGAACUUAACAUUCUUGCAAUGUCACUAAUUGCUAUCUAUUACUUCCUGCAUCUCAAUUGUGUAAUGAUUGUCACUUGCAUUCUGUUCUUGCAAGAUCAAGAUACUGAGAAAAAUGUACUCUCAUUCUGUUCUUUCGCCAA